Messenger RNA from Anopheles maculipalpis, 622 nucleotides. It is a transcript of the gene ND-B17.2, whose product is annotated as probable NADH dehydrogenase [ubiquinone] 1 alpha subcomplex subunit 12. The record is from RefSeq and is a predicted model, not a curated record. Gene Ontology annotation, biological process: mitochondrial respiratory chain complex I assembly; response to oxidative stress. The coding region runs from base 87 to 518 and encodes 143 amino acids. NCBI's taxonomy places the organism in Eukaryota, Metazoa, Arthropoda, Insecta, Diptera, Culicidae. The transcript has 4 exons. Gene Ontology annotation, cellular component: membrane.
AUCAAAAUAUCGUUCUCGGGAAGGAGUUCGGAAAGAAAUUUUGUUAUCUUUUCGGCGACGUCUUUCUGUGUUUCUCCGGCACGAAAAUGGCUCGUUUCGUUGGUUUGGAUAAGCUGGGCAAGCUGUUCAACUAUAUACGCGACAAUGGAGGUAUCCGGGCCAGCUUGUACAAGCUGUACAGAAUGGAUGAGAUGAAAUCUGGCCGGUUGGUCGGAGAGGACAAGUACGGUAACAAGUACUACGAGGAUCCGUCUCAGUUUUAUGGCCGUAAUCGUUGGGUAGAGUACGCACCGCACUGGAAUAUGGAGUACGAUGGUUCUCAAAUCCCGUCGGAAUGGUUCGGAUGGAUGCAUUACAAGACUGAUCUGCCACCGAAUCGGGAUGGAAACCGUCCGCAUUAUUCGUGGAUGCUCGAUCAUAGUCAAAAUGUGUCCGGAACUAAAGAUUCCUACAUGCCGUACUCAACCACCCGCCCGAAGGUUGAAGCAUGGGAUCCGAAAAAGUCGCUACCGAAAUGAAGUGUGAUUUGUGGUUGCGUUAAAUCAAUAUAAAAGCUUGUAGAAGGUUGUACAUAAGUGGCUUCUGAAGCACUACGAUGGUGAAUACAGCUGUCCGAAAGUAA